AGCAGCAGGAUGGGAGGAUGCCGGUGCGUUUUUUCCUGCGUCAUUUUUAGAGCUAAAGCUGAAUGUCGGUCAUCAGGCAGCCAUGGUGGAGGAGUUUUAAAGUCAUGCAGCAGGGAGGGGCCCCUCCUCUGCUGAAGGAUCCAUCUCUGCUCUAAACGCCACAGUGAGUCAGCUGGAGCCUCCGAUGAAUGAAUGAAUGAAGAGGAGCAGGACGCACUGACAGCCGGGGAGCCAGGUACCGGAGCGCGCUGUUGACGCAUCAUCCAACAGGAGGAGGAGGAGCAGGAGGAGGCGGAGGAGGAGGAGGGGGUCUUAUUCUAAACUCAAAUCCUUUAGAAGAGAUUUACGGAGCUGCUGCUGCGGGUUCAACCUUCAGGAAGACGCAACAUUUCUCUCAUUUUUCCUGCAGAGGAUCCAGUUUUUUCUCGGAUAUUUGGAUCAACUGCGCAGUGAAAUUAAUCCAACCUUUAAUUGGCAUCGCUGUGGAUUGUAGAUCAAGGCGUGGACAGAAUCAGCCGCCCCAUCCAUCAUUACAGGUUUGAUCCACCGGGGGUCCGGAGCCACCAUGACAGGCCCCCCGCUGGUCCCUCGGCCCGCAUGCUGACGGUACCGGGCAGGAUGGGAGCAGCUCUGCCGAUACCAGCAUCCGGAACCAGCCGAUUCAUCAAUGGAGGAGGAGAGUGACACCCGGAAAAUUAACAACAGCUUCCUUCGCGAUCACAACUAUGCAACCGAAGCUGACAUUAUCUCUACGGUGGAGUUUAACUCAACAGGGGAGCUGUUGGCCACUGGGGAUAAAGGAGGAAGAGUGGUUGUCUUCCAGAGGGAGCAGGAGAGUAAAACACAACCCCAUCGUCGAGGGGAGUACAACGUUUACAGCACAUUCCAGAGUCACGAGCCUGAGUUUGACUACCUGAAGAGUUUGGAGAUCGAGGAGAAGAUCAACAAGAUCAAAUGGCUCCCUCAGCAGAACGCAGCGUACUUUCUGCUCUCCACCAACGACAAAACCGUGAAGCUGUGGAAGAUAAGCGAACGGGACAAGCGUCCAGAAGGCUACAACCUGAAGGAUGAGGACGGGCGCUUCAGGGACCCCUCCACCAUCACCUCUCUGCGAGUGCCUGUUCUGCAGCCCAUGGAUUUGAUGGUGGAGGCGACAGCCAGGCGCGUCUUCAGCAACGCCCACACGUACCACAUCAACUCCAUCUCCGUGAACUCUGACCUGCAGACCUUCAUCUCCACGGAUGACCUCCGGGUGAACCUGUGGAACCUGGAGAUCACGGACCGCAGCUUCAACAUUGUAGACAUUAAGCCAGCCAACAUGGAGGAGCUGACGGAAGUCAUCACCUCAGCAGAGUUUCACCCCCAGCAGUGUCACACCUUCGCCUACAGCAGCAGCAAAGGCUCCAUACGCCUCUGUGACAUGAGGCAGGCCGCCCUCUGUGACAAGCAUUGCAAAUACUUCGAAGAGCCGGAGGAUCCAUCAACACGCUCCUUUUUCUCCGAAAUUAUCUCCUCCAUCUCCGAUGUUAAGUUCAGCCACAACGGGCGCUACCUGAUGACAAGGGACUACCUCACUGUCAAGGUGUGGGACCUCCAGAUGGAGAACAAACCACUGGAAACCUACCAGGUCCACGACUACCUGAGGGGCAAACUCUGCUCUCUGUAUGAGAACGACUGCAUCUUUGACAAGUUCGAGUGCGUCUGGAACGGAUCGGACAGCGUCAUAAUGACCGGUUCCUACAACAAUUUCUUUCGAAUGUUUGACCGGAACACCAAACGGGACGUCACGCUGGAGGCGUCCAGAGAGAACAGCAAACCUAGAGCUAUUCUGAAGCCUCGAAAGGUUUGCGUCGGUGGGAAACGACGGAAGGAUGAGAUCAGCGUAGACAGCCUGGACUUCAGCAAGAAGAUCCUCCACACCACGUGGCAUCCGCACGAGAACAUCAUCGCCGUAGCGGCCACCAACAACCUCUACAUCUUCCAGGACAAAGUGAACUAAUAAGGCAGCCCGCCCCCCCCCAUUGACUGUGGACCCACACAGACGUGCGGGGCUCCUGUCUUAACCCCCCCCCUCCCCUCCCCUCCCCCAUCCUCAGACUCUAUUUUAAAAGAGUCAAGUGUUAUGAGGAAUUGAACACUGAAACAGAUCAGAUGCAUUUCUAGAAAACGACUUCUGGUUUCAUUCAUGCGGAAAACCGAGGGAUUGAAUCCUGUGGGUUUAUGCAACACGAAGGAUCGUUGCAUGAAUGAUGUUAUGUAGCAGCCCUCUGGACCCUGAAGAAACAGGCGGAUAGGUGAAGUAAAAGAGCACAGAGACGGGAAGCCGGCUCGUCUUCAUGUAGCGCCAGUCCCCCCCCCCCCCCCC
This is a messenger RNA of Cyprinodon tularosa, 2365 nucleotides long. RefSeq names its product serine/threonine-protein phosphatase 2A 55 kDa regulatory subunit B beta isoform. The record is from RefSeq and is a predicted model, not a curated record. The transcript is spliced from 10 exons. Gene Ontology annotation, biological process: peptidyl-serine dephosphorylation. The coding region runs from base 668 to 1999 and encodes 443 amino acids. Gene Ontology annotation, cellular component: protein phosphatase type 2A complex; cytosol. Lineage: Eukaryota; Metazoa; Chordata; Actinopteri; Cyprinodontiformes; Cyprinodontidae. Gene Ontology annotation, molecular function: protein phosphatase regulator activity; protein binding.